Bactrocera neohumeralis is the source of this 2774-nucleotide messenger RNA. RefSeq lists its product as uncharacterized. Bases 1204 to 1314 code for a protein of 36 amino acids. The record is from RefSeq and is a predicted model, not a curated record. The transcript has 2 exons. Lineage: Eukaryota; Metazoa; Arthropoda; Insecta; Diptera; Tephritidae.
GCCGUGCACAACAGUUGCUUAUAAGCCAUUACGAAAAAUAAAACACUAGCAAUCGCCCGAAACUUAUCGCCCAAAGGAAUCGUGCGCGCGCGCAUUCAAAUCACUUAUUUUCAACACAAAAGUAGCAGUUCUUUCUUGCCAACACCGCCGCCGCCGCCGACGCUUUCGCAGCUAAGCACUUUUAUUCGCGUGAAGUUAUCGUGCAAUUGAACGAACGCUUUUCUUUCAAUUCACAACAACAAUAUCAGCGUUAAGUGGAUACUUAACUGCCAAAGAGCAUCUUCUACUCGCUUCACUUUUUUCUUUUCCACUGUGCUUUCGCUUUGUUUUGCAUACCGCGACUUCCGUCUGUCUCUACGGUGAAUUGAUUUGGAAUACUUUCGAUAGCAUCGUCUUCGCCGUUGCACUUGCCGUAAUUCGCACUUCUCGCAACACGGCGCCUUUGUUGAUUGCAUCGCGUUAAUUGUGCAUUCGAUUUGUUUUGUUUGCUGAUCUUCCGGCCGCUUCGCUUCGCGUGAAUUUGCGUUUAGUAAUUGUGAGGAAAAUUGUGCAGAAAUAAAAGAGACUGUGGCCAUAAAAUACGACCAAAGCCACAAAAAUUACAAAUUAAUUUAUGCAAAACUAGUGGAGCAAAAUUUUCUUGGUUUGCACAAAUUGCCGAAAUUAAUAUAGAAACAAGGACAUAAACAAUUGCCUAAGUCAACUAGUGCUUCGGUGAAAACAAACAAAAGCCACUAAUUAAAACGAAAGCAACAAAAAGAACAAUUAAUUUUAAUGACGACUUGCCACAACUGAGAUUUGCUUAAUGCGAUUACGUCUGUUGCGUUCACCUGCAGUGAAAAGGAGCCUCCAUAAAUAAAACCACCAAUAACAUACCCCACUACUCAAUAUUACGACCGGAAAGAGGAAAAAAAAGCUGACAACUUGACACACGCGAGCACCUAAAGCACGACAUUCGCGACACAACAAAACGACGCUAUUCACAGCGAACGAAAAGCUACACCAAAGUACUUGCUCAAUUGUUCUGGUGAAAAAUAGCGCCGAUAACAAAAGUGUGACCGAAGUGCGGCAAUCCACGACGCUACUGAUUUAUUAACUGCUUUGAGCUACUUGCGGUGCUUUGUGCAAUCUUUCGUAAGCGUCUUAGCGCUCAUAAGCCAUAAUUCGUCUUCGUCAAUAAUUCUUUUGCUGCGCAACAGUUUUAUGAGUAACAGCGCCAUGGUUGCGGUCGCCAUUUGUUGCAUACUGGUCCUGCUGGCCGUCUUCAUUGUGAUCAUCAUAGUCGUUGGUCAGACGAUGGGUGAGCCCAAGUGAGAUAAACUUCAACUGGGACCCGGAAACUUCCCAGAUGGAUAACAAAGGCACUCGACGAAUUGUUAGUUGUUACCGAAUAUCAAAUAUCCACUGCGACUAUUGGCCAGAGCCCAGCCUCACACAUUCACAUUGCUAAAUUUCAUAAGAAUCACCAUCGAUGACCGACGAGUGCCAUUGAUGAUGGCCCCCUUUGGCAGGCAGCGCCGUAAGCAACAACAUCACUUACAACGAUUUUCAAAAUCACAUUUCGGAAACCAAGCGCAAGCAAGCAAAAUAUCUGCAUCAUGUGCCACUGUACGCGUCAUCGGCUCCAUUCGUGUACCAUCGGACCCAACGUCAGAACAAAAAUUGGCUGUGAUGUGAAACUAAAGAGACAUAUGUACGAAAUUUACUCAUAAACAAAUUUGAAACUAAAAAAUUCCAAACAAAAAAAUUGAAAAAAAUUAAAAUCGGCAAAAAAUUGAGUGUGCAAAAAUAUUUCAAGUCAAUCACAAAUACAACAACAACACAUUAUAACAAUAAUUAUGAAUAACCAGAAAUUUUAAACAAAUUUAAUGCAAGCAAUACCAAAAAGCGCGUUAAAUGUGAAAUAUACAUACAUAUUUAUAUCAGUAAAUUAAAUUAAAGUCAAGUAGUGUUUUUGAUAAAGGUGUUAGCAUUUCGAUGUUUUUAAAGAACAAACCAAUCACACAAACCGUAUAUACUCCUUCUAGUAUCUAGAUAUGUAAACAAAGAUAUGCAUUUUUCUAAGUCGAGAAUGCAAACACAACCAUAAAUGAAACAGCAGCCAAAAGCUCUCUCAGCAUUAUGCCACACAGACCAAAAUAAGAAGAAAGGACCGUAUGAAAUCAAAGUUGUGGGACAGCUAAAACAUUCUAGGCAGUAAAUGGCGCUCCCAGACGAGCGGAAUUGAGGAAAUGUGUGGAAGUUUAUGGAGCGAUCAAGUCCAGGGACUGGGAGGUAAACAAACAAUAAAACUGGGCAGCGUUUACUAUAAGCGAAAACGCAAAAAAAAAAUAAAAACACAGCAGCUGGAGCUCAACUUUAACUCAAACCGCAAACUGAAUUCUAAUACCCAGUAAGAAACUCCAGUAGAAAAUUAUUUUUACAGCAAUAGACAUCUAGAAAUGAUAACCACAAUCUACGUAUAUAAAACAAAGUGAUGGGUUCAAUAAAUACCUUCUUCCAAACUUUAAACUUUUAACAUACGUGAAUAUUUUUGAAUAGUUAAAAAACCAAAUCAUAUCAUUUGUAACGAUGAAUUUCCCCACUCAGCAUCCAACUAAAAAUGCACAAAAUUCAGAUUUCCUGCUCUUGUAGUAUAUGUCAUGAGCUCCCUUAAAUAAAUGACAGUAUUAUAAAAGCUCUCUAUAAGAAACAAAAAAUAAAACAAAUAUAACAAAAACAAAAACUUUCAUUAAAGUGGCAGGCGAAAAUUCAGAAAGUAAUAUAAAUAAAUA